Molecule: messenger RNA, 3141 nt
Organism: Misgurnus anguillicaudatus (oriental weatherfish)
Lineage: Eukaryota; Metazoa; Chordata; Actinopteri; Cypriniformes; Cobitidae
Source: RefSeq, a predicted model, not a curated record
UGACAAGCAGUUUACUUAGAGCUCUUUAUCUAGAAGCAACUGAUGUCAAAGAGGAUUUGGUUUAUUUCUGCUUGAGCUGAAUGUGCAAACUAUAGAGGAAUGCAAGAGGCCGUUGUGAUUUGUCUCAAUAAGCAGACGAGAGAAGCGGUGGAUGAGACGCUGUGUGUUAGUGCUCGCAGGCCACCGCAGCUACUUCAGAGCUGUAACACUGAGCCAUGUCCUCCCCUGUAACACUGAGCCAACACCCGACCACGCGCCAAAUGCGGGUGGAUUUUGCAAUUGGCGGGUAACACUGUCAAUCUACCAGCCACAUUGGCGGGUAGCUAGUGCAAAUCAGUGAUGCGCGGGUCAUUGUAUAAACAACCCACUCCCGACCGACAUUUUCAACUAACGCGCCCGCAAUUGUUCAAAAUAGUUUUUAAACUCGACCGACUGACCGCGGCCCGAAUAUCAUUAAAAUAUUUUUGGAUGACUCGUAACCAGCACCCGCUCAUUUCUUAUCAACCUGCGCAUAUCACUGAUGCAAAUUGAGUGAUUCAUUGAGAGGAUGCGACUGCUGUUUCGCAACGUUCAUGCGAUUGGAAAGAAGAUGAGGCACUUCUCUGACUACGUUUGGAUGUGCGACACAAACGUUUCCCGUGCAAGUUUGAAUUUCUCUCCGUGAUUAUUGAAAUACAGCCCUUCACUCAUAAAACCUUUUUAAGCAUAAACGUUUCCCACGCAAGUUUGAAUUUCUCUCAGUAAGGACUAACGGACGGCCAUUAACUCAAAAAACCUUUUAAAGCGGAUAUGUCAAAGCACUGUGGUGGUGUUGUUGCUUUACUUUUCCUUAUUAAACUGUGCUACAAUGAAUGCUGUCCUGAACUAUGCCAGUGCUUCUCAGCUGCAACGGUCAUUUGCUCAGAUGACAGAAUGAAAGUUUUACCUGUAAACAUCUCCACACAAGUGAAAGAACUUAUCGUAGUGGCAUCUGGUGUCACACACGUGAAUGGAAGUUCCUUUAGAGAAAACCUUAAACUUAAUAAGCUGGUUAUUCUUAACUGCCUCUUAAAAGUGGUUUCAAGCAAUGCCUUUGAUCAGCUGACUGAGCUGCGGGAGCUUGAAAUCAGUGGAAACUCUCAUUUGUUUACAUUUGAAAUGGAGACCUUCAACAAGUUGGCUCACCUUACAAGACUUUUACUCAACAACAACAUGAUCAGUGUUUUGUACAAUGGCAUUUUUGACUGUUUACAGAGACUGGAAACAUUAAAGUUAAGGGGAAAUGGCUUGUCAUAUCUACCCAGUCUUCUUUUUCAAAAUCUUUACCAACUUCAGGAACUUGACUUGUCUUUUAACCACAUAGGCUCUCUGUCAGCUGAUAUAUUUCAUAACAACUCUGUUUUGAGGGUGUUUACCAUGCAGGGCAACAUGAUCUCAUACCUUCCAGUAGCCAUCUUUGCCCACCUAAAUAAUUUGGAGGAGCUGAAUUUCCAAAGCAAUCACAUAAUGAUUCUGAAUCCUGAAGCAUUUCCACCAAGUCUCCGGAAACUUGUUCUUAAAAAAAAUAGACUGGUCCAACUAUCCCCUGUGGGUUCUCAGAAACUACAACACCUUUUAUAUUUGGACUUGUCUCAAAAUAGUCUCUCUGAACUCCCUACGGAUUUCUUUCAGAACCUCAUCUCACUGAAAAAUCUGGACCUGUCUGAGAACCAGAUUGUUUUAUUGCAUAGUACUGUCUUCAAAGGACUAUUUAAUCUAAAAACAAUCAAUUUGCAGAGAAAUAACCUGAGCUUACUGGAAGGUAACUUGUUUAAGGAUCAGCAAGUCAUGGAGAAGUUGUACUUAUCUAUGAACAACUUGCGAAGUUUACCAUUCGGCUUUUUUGAUUACCUUGAUUUCCAGUGCAUAGUUCAACUCCAUGGGAAUCCCUGGCACUGUGACUGUGACAUACAGUAUUUCUUAGAUUGGCUGAGGUACAACCACAGAAAUGUGGAUGAUUUCAGUAAGGUUUACUGCAAUGAACCGGAGUUUAUUAAAGGGCACAGUCUGGUCUCUUUGGAUAAGGAAAUGCUUGUUUGUUCGAAAAAUUCUAGUUCUGAGUUGGAAGGUUCAGCUGCCGAUAUUGCUCAAAGUGUUACCAAAAUUCCCUCCAAUGAUUACAGCACGAUUCAGUGUUCAUUCCAGGAAUUCAAUGAUGCAACAUCCAUUAGGUGCAAAGUCACUAAAUGUACCAGCUUGAAGUUUCAGGCUGUUUUCGAAAAUGCAGAUGGAAAUAAAUCAGAAUGUGUAGUGAGCAAUGAGUGGCCAGCACCAACUGGAUGCUUAAAUGGGACCUUGUAGACAUAAUAAACAUGUGCUAAACAAAUAUUUUUAACACAAAGAAUAAUUCUGUAGUGACCUUUAAUUAAUUUACCAAAGUACAAUGCAUUUAUGAGACUAACAACAAAAUGUUUCAUCAAGCUAAAUGAUUUAUACCGUAUGAAAUAUAUAUAAAAUUAAUAACAAAUAAAUGUUAUUAGAAGUUAACAAGUAUUUAGUCUCUUUCAGUAUUAUUGGCAUGAAAAAACAGUGCUCUAACUCUGCACUUAUAAAAAAAUAUAUACUUUUCAGAAAUAUACAAUUUAAAUAUAAAUAUAUAAUUUACACUAAAAUGUACUUGACUUAAACAGACAGAAAAGUAUAUUUGGCUUGUGGGGUCAAAUUUUUGGACCAUACAAUGUAAAAACAAAAAGAAAAAGAAUAUAAAAAAAUAUUUGAUAAUUUUUAUGAUAAUAAAUGUCGAUUUUUUUUAUUUUUCUGGAUAACAUCGUCAUUGAAUUAUUGUCAUUUUCUCUAAUUUUCUUAAUUUUACUUUUACUCAUUUGUAAUUUAACAAAUGGAAACAAAAAAAAAACUAUGCGAUUUUUAUUUUUUAUAUUUAAAUUUUUCUGUUUGGGCUGUGGGUCGUACAUUAGCAGAGGGGUAUGAUACACAGUCUUUCAAUGACAUUUUACUGUAAUGAUAGUAAUAAGUGCACAUAUGAAUUGUCCACGGCCAGUCAGUAUUGUGAUUUAUCCAGAUCACUCUUUUAAAAGAUGGCCAGUAACACAUGCAAUUAUUUUGCUAUGAUGUAUUUAAUAUACCUUGGCUGUUAUUUGGCCUAAUAAAUUUUUGCACAAAGAA